Elgaria multicarinata webbii is the source of this 3530-nucleotide messenger RNA. It is a transcript of the gene CNNM1, whose product is annotated as cyclin and CBS domain divalent metal cation transport mediator 1. Gene Ontology annotation, biological process: magnesium ion homeostasis; transport; intracellular manganese ion homeostasis. Gene Ontology annotation, molecular function: transmembrane transporter activity. The record is from RefSeq and is a predicted model, not a curated record. Bases 1 to 2862 code for a protein of 953 amino acids. Gene Ontology annotation, cellular component: plasma membrane; cytoplasm. Lineage: Eukaryota; Metazoa; Chordata; Lepidosauria; Squamata; Anguidae. The transcript has 13 exons.
AUGGUUGGGCAGGCGGCAGCAGCGGCGGCGGGGUUGGGCCCUGGGCAGCUGGAGCGCAGAAGCGCCUGGGGCCGGAGCCGAGGCGCGGUGCUGCUGCUCUUCUUCUCGCUGUCGCCGCGGCCGCCUGGCGGAGCGGCGUGGCUGCUGGGGCUGCGGCCGGAGGACACGACGCCCGGCCGCGUGUGGCUCGAAGGGGGAGCGCUACGGGCGGCCGAGGGCGCCCGCUUCUUGUUGCGCCUCUACUUCCAGCCGCCGGCCGAAGGGAACGCCAGCAGCAACAGCAGCGGCGGCAGCAGCAGCGGGCCACAGCGGAGCGAGCGCCGCUUGGUCUUCGUGGAGGAGCCGGCCAAGGCGGAGCGCUGUCCCGAGCGCAGCGCCUGGGCCUCGGAUGUAGAGGUGCUGGGCCCGCUGCUUCCCGGAGGCUCGACCGGCUCGGCGUUGGCCGAGGUGAGGGUGCGCCAGCCGCGCAAGGGCGAGCCGGGCGCCGGGCCCGAGGGGCGCCGCUUCUGGCUGUGCGCGUGGGACGGGCGCGCCUGGCAGCUGCACGGCGCUCCGGGGGGCUUCGUGCUGCAAGUGGAGGCGCCGGCGGCGGGCUUGGCCGCGGGGUUGGUCCCGCUGCCCGCCGAGAGUUGGCUGCGGGCGCUGGGCGCGCUCGUGCUGCUGGCCCUGUCGGCGCUCUUCAGCGGCCUGCGCUUGGCCGUGCUGUCGCUCGACCCGAUGGAGCUGCGCGUGCUGCGCAACAGCGGUUCGGCGGCGGAGCGGGAGCAGGCGCGCAAGGUGGAGGCUGCGCGCGGCCGCGGCGGGAGCGGCACGUACCUGCUAUGCACGCUACUGCUUGGGCAGGCCGGAGCCAACGCAGCGUUGGCGGGCUGGUUGUGCGCCGCGCUGCAGGCCAGCCAUAGCCCCCUGCCGGAGGCCAGCGAGGGCGUGCCAUGGCUGCCCGUGCUGCUCUGCACCGGCGUGGUCUUCCUGGGCGGAGAGGUGCUGCCUUACUCGGUGUGUUCCCGCCACGGGCUGGCCAUCGCUGCGCAUACUCUCUUCCUGACCCGCCUGCUCAUGGCCGCUACCUUCCCAAUCUGCUACCCGCUCAGCCGGUUGCUGGACUGGGCCCUGCGCCAGGAGCUGAGCACCUUCUCCACGCGGGAGCACCUGUUAGAGACCCUGCGAACUGCUGACCCCCAUGGUGACCUGGUGAGUGAGGAGCUGGCCAUGGUGCAAGGUGCCCUGGAGCUGCGCACCAAGGUGGUGGAGGAUAUCCUGACGCCCCUGAACGACUGCUUUAUGUUGCAUUCUGAUGCCACGCUGGACUUUGCCACCAUUUCUGAGAUCCUGCGCUCAGGCUACACGCGCAUCCCGGUCUACGAAGGGGAGCGGCGAGACAACAUUGUGGACUUGCUGUUCGUCAAGGACUUGGCCUUUGUGGAUCCAGAUGACUGCACCCCGCUGCAGACCGUCACCCGCUUCUACCACCGCCCACUACACUGUGUCUUCCACGACACCCGCCUAGAUGCGCUGCUCGAGGAGUUCAAGAAGGGUAAAUCACACCUGGCCAUUGUGCAGCGAGUGAAUGAUGAAGGGGAAGGAGACCCUUUCUAUGAGGUGAUGGGGAUUGUCACCCUUGAGGAUGUGAUUGAAGAGAUCAUCAAAUCUGAGAUUCUGGAUGAGACAGACCUCUACACUGACAAUCGGAAGAAGGAGCGGGCACCCCAUCGGGGUAGGAAGCCCCACGACUUCUCCACUUUCCGGCUUUCGGAUAGUGAGAUGAGGGUGAAGAUCUCCCCACAGCUGCUGCUAGCCACACACCGCUUCAUGGCUACAGAGGUGGAGCCCUUCAAGAUGCCGUAUCUCUCGGAGAAGAUCCUGCUGCGGUUGCUCAAACACCCCAAUGUCAUCCAGGAGAUGAAAUUCGACUACAAGAACAAGCAAGCCCCCGAACACUACCUCUACCAGCGCAACCGGCCAGUUGACUACUUUGUGCUCAUCCUGCAGGGAAAAGUGGAGGUGGAAGUGGGGAAGGAAGGGCUGCGGUUUGAGAAUGGGGCCUUCACAUGCUAUGGUGUCCCAGCCAUCAUGGCGCUUGUCAGCUCAGAUAACGACGUGCGCAAAAUGAGCAGUCUGGCUGGGUCAUCUUUCCUGUUGCCUGUGUCCAUGUCCCGUACCUUCGCCUUCAGCAGAGGGGAAUCUUUGGCUGGCUCCCCAGUGAACCAGUCGCCAUCCCGUUGCAGUGGAUUAAACCGCUCCGAGUCCCCCAUCCGAGAGCGCAACGACUACGGAGGCAGCAGUACCCAACUCCACAGUGGCAGCAACAACAACAUCUAUACGCCGGAUUACUCUGUUCACAUCCUCUGUGACGUACAGUUUGUUAAGAUCACUCGGCAACAAUACCAGAAUGCGCUGGCUGCCAGCCGUAUGGAUAGCUCGCCCCAGACCCCGGACAUGGAGGUUUUCAAUGAUGGCUAUUCCACAAAGGCUCCCACCGUCAGGGGCACGCCACAGACACCCAAGGAUGAUCCUGCCAUUCUUCUGCAUGAGAGAAGCAGCAUUGUGGUGAGCCAGUCAGAUUGGCGCCUGAAGAGUCCCACAGACUCUGUGUUCCUGCACAUGGAGGGAAUCCCUCACAUCCAAGAAGAGCUGUCAGGUGGCACAGAAACCAACACACAGCAGAAAGACGAGGGCUGUAUUUUCAGGCUGGAACCCGAGACCCCAAACAGAGAAAUGGAGUUCAGCAUAUCCCCAAGUGGCCCCGAGGAGCCCCUGGGCAAGAAGUUACUCCGGACCCUUAGUGGGAGGAGAAGAAAGCCAUCGGCAGACAGCGAAAAGAGUUCAGAUGAUAAUUCCAACUUCACACCUCUCAUCACAUGAGUGGCAACAUGGCUUUGCCCCUCCCACAGGUCUGCAGCAUGACAGCCGGCCAUGACAAGAUCCAUGUGUGCGUGAUGGCACCUGCUUCUCUCUCUCACACACAUUAACCGCCCCCUACCGCCAGGGCUCACGAGUCAGCCCUUUGAGCUUGAGAGGUGGCGCCAGCACGUGGAGAGAGCUGAGCAUGAAGGCUCAGCAAAUUAUGGAAACGAGAAGAGAACAACACAUCAGUGGGGUGUGGGUCCCUGUGGGUAGCUUAGCAGGGCAACGUCCUCACCAUCUCACAACUACUUCCAGGGGGGUAAUACCCAAAGGGAGGGGGGCACGGGGCCAGGCCUCCUCCCUGCCGGAAGCGUCCAUCCUUCCUCUUGCAUGGUCCAGCACACCUGGACCCCCCCCCCCCGUGCAUGUUUGUGCAGCAACAGCAUCACCCCGUACACUCCCUCUGUAUUCAUGUGCAUCGGAACGUUAUUCAGAUCUGCCCCAGACCUCUCGGUAUCUGGGACUGGUGCCGGCUGGCAGGCUGAAGUGCAGAUCAUUCCCCUGGUCACCUUGUCACCUGUGAGUUCCAAGCAACACAAACGUGACCCUAACGGAACCCUGACCUCCAGGUCAAUUUAGAGCGUAGAGGCAGUUUUGACAUCAGGUGCCUGCAAGGGAGAAAUAAA